Molecule: messenger RNA, 2171 nt
Organism: Numida meleagris (helmeted guineafowl)
Lineage: Eukaryota; Metazoa; Chordata; Aves; Galliformes; Numididae
Product: torsin-1A-like
Exons: 5
Coding region: 16-1113 (365 amino acids)
Biological process (GO): protein localization to nucleus; nuclear membrane organization
Cellular component (GO): endoplasmic reticulum; endoplasmic reticulum lumen; nuclear envelope
Molecular function (GO): ATP hydrolysis activity; kinesin binding; ATP binding
Source: RefSeq, a predicted model, not a curated record
CUGCCCGGGCUCAAGAUGGCGGCGGCGGAAGCGGCGCUGCAGGCCGGAAGCGGCGGACCGGAAGCGGCCGGCCCGGCCAUGAAGCUGCGGCGGGGCGCGCUGCGGGCGGCUCUGGGCCUGGCGCUGCUGCUGCUCCUCGCGCCCCCCGCGCGGGCCGUGGAGCCCAUCAGCCUGGGGCUGGCGAUCGCCGGGGCCGCCGCCUCGGCCCUCACCGGCAUCAUCUCGUACCCGCGGCUCUACUGCUACUUCAGGGAGUGCUGCCUCCAGCGGCACGAGCAGCGCGUCGCCGCCGCGCUGCAGGAGAGCCUGGACAGGCGGCUGUUCGGGCAGCACCUGGUCAGCAAGGUGGUGGUCAGGGCCGUGCGGGGCUUCCUCAGCAACGCCCAGGCCAAGAAGCCGCUGGCGCUGUCCCUGCACGGCUGGACGGGCACCGGCAAGAAUUUCGUCAGCAAGAUCAUCGCCGAGAGCAUCUAUAAGAAGGGGCUGAAGAGUAACUACGUCCAUCAGUUUGUGGCUACGCUGCAUUUCCCUCACGCUCAUAGCAUCAAUCUCUACAAGGACCAAUUGCAGUCAUGGAUUCGGGGAAACGUGAGCAUCUGUCCCAGAUCAAUCUUCAUAUUUGAUGAAAUGGAUAAAAUGCAUGCAGGACUCAUUGAUGCCAUCAAGCCAUUUCUGGACUACUAUGAGCUUCUGGAUGGAGUGUCGUACCGACAGGCCAUCUUCAUAUUCCUCAGCAAUGCGGGAGCUGAAAAGAUAACAGAGGUGGCACUCGAUUUCUGGAGAAAUGGGAAGGCAAGGGAAGAUAUACGGCUCACGGAUAUGCAAAACGCUCUGUCUGUGUCUGUCUUCAAUAACAGAAAUAGUGGAUUUUGGCACAGCACUUUGAUUGAUAGAAAUCUCAUUGACUAUUUUGUUCCCUUCCUGCCUCUGGAAUACAAACAUGUGAAAAUGUGUGUCAGGGUUGAGAUCGAAUCCCGUGGCUACGCUGUGGAUGAAGACAUUUUAACCAGAGUAGCGGACGAGAUGACCUACUUCCCCCGAGAGGAGAGGAUUUAUUCAGAUAAAGGAUGCAAAACUGUGGAUGCAAAGCUGGAUUACUACUAUGACUUUUAAGGCUUUAUUGCUGCAACCUCGCAAAGAAGCGAAUUUAACUUAAUCACGAAGUGGAGAACCUGAGACAUUUCAUUUUUAAGCACUUUUUAAAGGAAGGAACAUUGUUUUAACUGGUAUGUAAAGAAGCAGCAGUGCCUCUCCAUUUUUAUUCUGUGCUAAUCAUGGCUCCCAGGUCCAUCGGCAUCGUGCCACCAAGGUAAGGAAGAGCUGCAUUGUGAAUGUGAGGGCUGUGAUGGUGCUGAAGACUUCUCUCCACACUGUGGAUCUGCAGGCUCUUGGCACAGAUGGUGGGAGAAGGGCAUGACCAAAUUUGUGUUGUUUCCCUGUUUCCUGUGGAUGGUCUCUCUGCAAUACUGAGAAUCAUGAUCGAGGUCCCUGUUUGUGAAAGCCUGCACUGGGCUCGUGUGGGAACAUUCCUCUAAUGGCGUUACAAGUUGAGAAAAUACACAUCUCCCACCAGUUUGGCUCCAGUAAAGAGAAGGGCAGAUUCUGUAAUUUAUAUAUAUAUGUAUAGGUAUUGCACAGCAUUGGAAAGAAUGUUUUUCUCAAAAUAGCAGCAUAAAUUAGGUUUCUUUGAGUCAAAGUUAAGGAUAUGAAACUCUUUGGUGUGAAUAGUGUUCAAUGGGAGGACUUAAUAUUUAGUACAGAGAGGAAAUGAGUUAAAAAUCCCUGUCUGUCUCAUCACUGUCAUUACAGUUACCUGCCAUGUGCUCUCCUAGGAGUGAUCUUCCUAGAAGGAGAGAAGUGUGCUUUGUGCCAGGGAAGGGGUGUGACUUAAUGGGAAAUGAGUACGGGUUGAAUGUUACAUCCAGGAACUGGAAAAGAAGUUUCUCCUCCUCUGCGUAGAGAAUUCAGAAGGCAGCUUGCAGGGUUCUCCCUUUUUCCUGUUCUCACCAUGCUGUAUGCCUUUGAGGUUGGGAUGAAGACGGAUCCAAAUGCAUUUGAAUAAGCUGUGAAGUUACUACAGCGUGUCAGGCUUCUUUCUGAGUGUGAGCACUGCAGAGCCUUUUGCAUUCCAGUUUCUAUUCACAAUAAAUUCUUCCCAUCAGAAAUGUGUU